AUGAAUAUACGCAAAAAUAGACAGGUAGUUCAAGAAUAUGAGAGAGCAGUAAUAUUUCGCUUGGGACGCUUAAUGCCCGGAGGAGCAAAGGGUCCCGGCAUAUUCUUCAUUGUUCCAUGCAUAGAUACAUAUCGCAAAGUGGAUUUGCGAGUAAUUUCCUUCGAAGUGCCUCCUCAGGAGAUUCUUUCUAAAGAUUCUGUCACGGUGGCUGUUGAUGCUGUAGUUUAUUUCCGAAUAUCCAAUGCAACCAUUUCAGUUACAAAUGUUGAAGAUGCUGCAAGGUUAGCAAGUCAUUUUUAAUU
This is a messenger RNA of Thelazia callipaeda (thelaziosis nematode), 302 nucleotides long. The record is from the annotation of a GenBank genome assembly. NCBI's taxonomy places the organism in Eukaryota, Metazoa, Nematoda, Chromadorea, Rhabditida, Thelaziidae.